UUACGACAGCAUACAACCCAAAUUUUCAAGAUGCCCAGAACGCCAACUCUAGAACACGUUUAUUUUACAGGAGAUCGGAAGGAAUUCGACCGAUUUAUCUAUCACAUCAAGGAUGCUCUUAGUGAGGGUUUUGACGUCAAUUAUGGCAAUGGUUCAGAGAAAAUGCAAAUCAACUGGAUCGCUCGUCAUUUCAGAUACCCUAACGGCCAAAACUCUAUGGAAGAAGGUCCGCUCUCGUACAACUGGUGGAUCGGCCUGUUGGAAAAGAACGCCCGAGUGCAGAACCUGCCCAUCAGCCAUGCGGUCUCACCAGCGGAUAAUUACAAAAUACCCGAGUUAGCAACCAAGAAGGCAUUCCUAGAGCAUCUACACGAAGCCUUUGGAUCUCCAGAUGCACGCGAGGUGACGAGAAAAGCUUUGUACGCCUGUAAACAAGGUGACCAGGAUAUCCAGCAGUUCAACCUAGUCUUCAACACGUUAGUCUAUGCCGUCGAUCUGACCGAAAACGAAAGGUGUGAUGUCUACGAGGAACGUCUCGAUGUCGACUUACUGACAACUGCCAUCAAGCAUACCGGGUGGCGAAACGCGAAAACGUUGCAUGACAAGCAAGCCCUGGCAAGAUCUGCUGCUUUCAUUCUACACAAGCUAGCUCAACUCGAUCUCGAAAAGCAAAAUGCUGACAACCGAGACAAUCAACAACCAAACAUUCUCCAGCAUGCAAAUCGACAACCGCUGCCUGAGUAAUCUUUGAAUUAUCACUACCAAUUAUAGCACCGUUUUUAGCGCUUGGAGUCCACUAAUUCUCAAAAUAGGCUUAUCCGACUCACAUCCACCGUCCACCGAUUGGUGAAAUCUUUAAUCGAUUGCUGCUUGGCCCGGACAUUUCAUCCCCACAUUAGAUACCACAUUCAUGUUAUUUGCUUCAGACGUCUGAUUCUCAUAUUCUAGGUCGAGCCACAUGAAAUGUCUCGCCCGAAGUCACACAACGCGUCCUGUUAAUGCUAUUCUUCUGGUGCUAUUAUUUGUCAUGAUUUAUGUUUUAUGAGUGAGAUUGUGUCUCCUUUGUUUCCUUCACUAAGCUGCCAAUUACCACAAAUAUGAUCCUUUUAGGCAUCGCCUAUCUCAACUUCUUCAAAAAUUAUCUUAGUUGUCAACCCUCUCUUUACAAUUAUAAAUCACAAGAAAGAAAGCUAAAAACAAUGAGAAACUCGAUCUCAAAGCAA
This is a messenger RNA of Puccinia graminis f. sp. tritici CRL 75-36-700-3, 1223 nucleotides long. RefSeq lists its product as uncharacterized. NCBI's taxonomy places the organism in Eukaryota, Fungi, Basidiomycota, Pucciniomycetes, Pucciniales, Pucciniaceae. The record is from RefSeq and is a predicted model, not a curated record. The transcript is spliced from 2 exons. The coding region runs from base 31 to 744 and encodes 237 amino acids.